UCCCUUCUCUCUCUCAAUCGGCCUUUCUCUGCAAUACACGAGGGAGAGAGAAGAUUAGAAAAUAUAAACGUAAGAAAUUCUCUCGAGAAUACGAAAGGAAAUUCGCUGGUGAAUUGAGGGAAAAUAUCUUUUGUGAUUUGGUUGAACGAGGGAAGGAGAUGAAGAGCUGUGAGCUCUGCAAGGCGGCGGCGGCGACGUAUUGUGAAUCGGAUAAAGCCAGUCUGUGCUGGGACUGCGACGCUGUAGUCCACGGAGCCAACUUCCUCGUGGCGAGGCACGUGAGGCGUCUUCUCUGUCACGCCUGCCAGUCUCUCACUCCAUGGAGAGCCACUGGUUCCAGGCUCGGUCACACGGUCUCCGUCUGCGAGAUGUGCGUUAAUGGCGGCGAUCGAGAAGAGAGCGAAGGAGAGAAUGACGAUGACGGCGUUCGCAACGACGACGAUGAAGGAGAUGACGUUGAAAGUGAUGAUUCCGAUGAGGACGUUGAGGACGGCGAUAAUCAGGUGGUGCCCUGGUCAGCAGUAGCAAAUACAUCUCCGCCGGCGUCCAGUUCUUCUAGUAGCGGAGAUAAUUCCACUGGUGAAAGAGAAGUAUCUAGAUCAACAAAUUUGUAUUCGUUAAAAAGGUCGAGAGGAAAUGCUCCAGAUCUUCACUCUCAGGACGAUCCAGAUCGUGUAUCUCCUAAACGGAGGUACGACUUGCAGAUCAAAAGAGGAUGAAGCCGUUAUCGAAAGAACAACAGUUCAAUCCGGAUGGAACAGUGCAGUUUCAGUCCGAAAGGCACGAUUGAGUAGAGAGUCAUUAGGAGAAAAAGGCUUAGUGCGUGAGAAAAUCCAGUUAAGAACCUUAAAAUUUGUUAGAAAUUGUAAUAUCUUAGCCGUCCGAUUUGAGUUGGUUUUGGCGUGCUAUUUCUGAUUCUCUAACCCAUUCUAACUAUAGUCGUAGAUAGGAAUGUUGACACCAUGUGUAGGCCUGUAGUGUGGGUUUGAUUGUACUAAUAAUCCAAGAAAUUUAAGAGUGCUAAUUACUUAAACAAAAUGUUGUCUUUGGCUUCCGAGUAAUAUUUACGUUAUAGCAGCCUGAAGGACUUGCUCAACAAGUAGUGGCGUUGCAGAUAAAGGGUCUGUACUUGAUUCGUUGAACGACAUCCAAUAAUAAGGCUGCCUGGCUAUCCAUUAUCCACCGUUUCACCAGUCCUGUGGGCGUCAGAAUUCGUCAGUGAAAUGCCAUGAACAAUCACAAGGCACGUAUACCAAUUACCAAUUCGACUUUUCUUUUCAGAAAUAUAUUUUAAGCAUGGACAGAAUUGUGCGUGUCAAUCACUUUGCACCGCAUCUUCUUCUGUCUAAACAAGCGAGUUGGGCCAUGAGUGUGGUGCAUGUACUCGUGUUAUUGCCUAAAAUGUUGAACAUUUUCAUCUCAUGUGCCCCCACACGUCUUUUGAGUGUUUGUCGUAGCAAGUUGAGGUACCACCUAGUGCGUGGGUCAUUUUUGUGACAGAGCUUUGGUCAAUAUAGGAUGGUGGUUGCAACUGGGUCGAGAGAUCAAUGUCAUCGGCUUGGUCCGUUUGGGUGGCUGAUUGUCCCACUGCAGUUAGCAUCCCAAACUGGACUGUGUAUCCAUUUGCCAAAGAUUUCCAAUCAGAU
Molecule: messenger RNA, 1646 nt
Organism: Hibiscus syriacus
Lineage: Eukaryota; Viridiplantae; Streptophyta; Magnoliopsida; Malvales; Malvaceae
Product: zinc finger protein CONSTANS-LIKE 4-like
Exons: 2
Coding region: 159-719 (186 amino acids)
Molecular function (GO): zinc ion binding
Source: RefSeq, a predicted model, not a curated record